Molecule: messenger RNA, 2231 nt
Organism: Pimephales promelas (fathead minnow)
Lineage: Eukaryota; Metazoa; Chordata; Actinopteri; Cypriniformes; Leuciscidae
Gene: shf
Product: Src homology 2 domain containing F
Molecular function (GO): phosphotyrosine residue binding
Source: RefSeq, a predicted model, not a curated record
AGAGUCUCGCGCAGAGAGAGUUUCAGCAGCGAACUGAAAGUGAACAGGGGGGCAUUUCGCUCUCUCUCACACACACACACACAGCACUCGGACAGUGCUUGGAUUUAACCUCUCCGGGAGCUUUGAGCGAUGCGCUGGCAGAAUGGCCCGAUGGUUCAAGGAACACCUGGGAUUCAAAACCACCAAAGCCCCGCCGCCCGCGCCUCCGAAGCCGGACUACCGACACUUCCACCCGGGCAUCUCCAGCGCUGCUCCCGCGCUCCUGCUCCAGGGCUCCGCGCUCAUGCCCGCUCAACCCGACAUACUCACCGCAUACAAACUCCAGAAGGAGCUGGACUUCGAGGACCCGUACACUCCGGCCGGGAACAUGAACAUGCCCUUUUCCUCCUCCACGGGACCGAGCUCCACGGGCUCGCCGGACGUGAAGUUCGUGUCUCCGAAGCACCGGCUCAUCAAGGUGGAGACGGCCGAGCGGAGCGGCUCGAGCCCGGGCAGCUGCAGCGCGGUGACCGCGGUCAAAUCCCCCGGUUCUCCACCCGCGGAGACCGAGAACAGUAAACCGGAGAAGCUCAUCAUCCUCGAGGACUAUGCCGACCCGUUCGACGCCGCGGAUCAGGCCGGCGGGUCCCAGACGGUCUCAGAGAAGCCAGCGGAGAACGACGGGUACAUGGAGCCGUACGAAGCCCAGAAGAUGAUGGCUGAAAUCCGCGGCGGUCGAGCUCCUAAAGACGGCGCGGCUCUGCCCCUCUACGACACCCCGUACGAGGAGAACGGAGGAGACGGUGAGGCCCAGCGCUGCUCGCGGGAGAGCCGCUUACCCCAGGACGACGACAGGCCGCCCGAGGAGUACGACCAGCCCUGGGAGUGGAAGAAAGAGCGCAUAUCCAAAGCCUUCGCAGUGGAGAUUAAGGUGAUAAAGGACCUGCCGUGGCCUCCUCCGGUCGGGCAGCUCAACACCAGUCCUCCUGUAAUGGAGUUGGUGGAGUCUCCAUCCUCCCCGGGUCUCAGAGAUACAGUGAACGCCUGUGACCAGCUCACGAACGUGCAGUUUGACGGCGUGGAGAAGUCCCGGAUGUCUCCCAGUAAAGAUGUGAAGUGCCGUCCGCUCCAGCGCCAGUCCAGUAAGAUGAGCUCUGGGGACCCGGGCCUGGGCGAGCGCAUCGACCCCGAGCUGCCACUCGAGAGCCAGAUCUGGUUCCACGGAGCGAUCAGCCGGACCGACGCCGAGUCUCUGCUCAGGCUGUGUAAAGAGGCCAGUUACCUGGUGAGGAACAGCGAGACCAGCAAGAACGACUUCUCGCUCUCGCUCAAGAGCAGUCAAGGGUUCAUGCACAUGAAGCUGUCCCGGACCAAAGACAACAAGUACGUGUUGGGUCAGAACAGCUGUGUGUUCGACAGCGUUCCCGAGAUCAUCCACUUCUACUCCAGCCGGAAACUUCCCAUCAAAGGAGCCGAACACAUGUCUCUGCUGUACCCCGUGGCCAUCCGGACUCUCUAGCGGAUCUGCGGUCAGUGUUCGCGAGACCGUCGGUGAACUAAAGCGCGACUGACAUCCCGAAGGCAAAGUUUCGUACGGAAGAAAACACUCUCAGCGCCUUCGCGGGAUCCAGACCUGUGUCCUCUCCUUUUGCUCACAUUCGUGGAUCUUUAGUCUUAGACCUGCACACACACUUUACCGUCGGCAUCUCCUCUGUACAGAAACGUCAUAAUCAACCGCUGGAUGUUUAUCGUUAUGAUUAAGUCCUGCGUGAAUUAUGGGUGUUACUUCUAAACAAUCAGUGAAACACUCGCAAUAAUACACUUUUUAAAAACUGGGUUGACAUUAUUCUGCUCGCAAAAAAUGUAAGUGUAAAAGCAUCAAUAAGGUACUUUUUCAACAGACCACGAAUAAACCCAAUUCGUGUUUUUUGUAUUUAUAUAUAAUAUACAUCAAAUUUAAUUUUAUGUAAUAUACUGUACAUAAAAGCCCUUUUUUUCUUUUUUUUUUUACAAAAUAUACAUAAAAUGGCCCAAAAAAAAAUGCUAAAAGAUUUUCCUGUGAAAACAAACGAGAUUAUUUGAUUAUUUUAGCGGGAUAUCGGGAGAACAGACACAUGUGGAGUGUAUGAUGUCAUACUUUUACAGCAGAAUGCAAAGGGAACAUGGAAAAUAAUCAUGAUUUAACCCUUAUGCUGCAUUAGGGACAUUUUUGGUCUUUUGCAGUUUAAUUUCUUUGACCAUUUUGGCUGUUU